Messenger RNA from Ruditapes philippinarum (Manila clam), 1576 nucleotides. RefSeq lists its product as uncharacterized. NCBI's taxonomy places the organism in Eukaryota, Metazoa, Mollusca, Bivalvia, Venerida, Veneridae. Gene Ontology annotation, molecular function: sulfotransferase activity. The transcript is spliced from 2 exons. Bases 269 to 1192 code for a protein of 307 amino acids. Gene Ontology annotation, biological process: carbohydrate biosynthetic process. The record is from RefSeq and is a predicted model, not a curated record. Gene Ontology annotation, cellular component: membrane.
AUUUAAACAUAAUGACAGCAGCUUCAAGCUCAUAACACAACACAAAAGGACAUCAGUGCGCCAAGAGCUUUAUAACUUUGAAGAAGUAAAAGCAAGAAACAUCAAAAGAAAGAAAUUUGUAAAACAGCAGUGUUACUCUUCAAUCCGAAACCUCACUAGAAACGAAAGAUACCUGCAUGGAAAGUUAAGUAAAAGUAUACUUCGGGCAUUAACGACGCCUAACAAUUCAAUAUUAUAUUGUCGAGUAAGUAAAGCCGCUUCAACACAUAUGAUCAAUAAUCUUGCCGAAAUGUUUAAUUGUGAUAUUAAUUGUUUAAGAAAUUCUUCCAAAUUAAUCCGGAAGUUGCCGUAUAAAAAGAAAAAAAUCGAAAUUACAAACUCUUACAAGUUUCUCUUUGUAAGGGAACCAUAUGGUCGAUUAUUUUCUACGUAUUCGAAUAAGUUUUAUUUCCCAAAAGGAUAUUGGUAUCCAUUAGGUACAAAUAUCAUAAGAAGAUUAAGAGAGAAUCCAUCACAGGACAGUCUAAUAUACGGCCACGAUGUAACGUUUGCUGAGUUAAUACGGUAUAUUGUGGAAGAAUUUGAAGUUGGUCACAUUAUGGACGAACAUAUCAGACCCAUGGCUGCCGAGUGCAACCCUUGUAACUAUGAAUUUGAUUUUAUUGGUAAAUUAGAAACAAUGUCAUCAGACAUUGCUUAUCUUAGAAAUGAAUGGAACAACAGACAUUUCAGUAAGAAAUCUCAGGAACAUUUAGGAAAAAGGACAAAUUUGUUGUCAGAAAUGCAACAUUUUCAUUUAACCCUGAAAAAAAUAAAUGGAUCACACAUCAACAUAUUCAAUCUUUACCAAAGGGCAUGGAGGUACUAUCAGAUAACCGCAGUCAUAUCUAAACAUAUCAACAUGCCAUUUUCUAAGAAUAAGACUAUAAACUAUGAUAAAUUCAUACAGGAACUAGAGAAAGCUAGAAAAAUGACGGAUGUGUAUAAUACUACAGCAGUUAAAGCUCAAAAACAUGAAGCGAUGGUACAGGCAUAUUCUACUGUUCCAAUAAGGGAUAUAGGAAGAUUGAAAACUUUUGUCAGAGAAGACUGUUUGUUGUUUGGAUAUGAGGAGAGUCUUUCAUGGCUAUUUGACAAAAAAGUAUCCACCAAAGAACAAACUACAUUCAACUAUUUCAUUGGCCUUGAUUGAAUUUAGAAGGAUAAAAUGAUAAUGUAUGAAUAAAAGGCUUUGCACACAAUUUUAUAACUUCGAGCAUUUUUAAAUACAAUGUGUUUGUAAUAGGUGUUUCCAGAUGACAUUGCUUUGAUUGUAGUAAAGAACAAAGAAAUAUCGUGAAAGUUUUGCCUGUACUUAAAGGUUAACUUUAAAACAGUUCCUUUUUUAUGUUCAGAGAUAUCUCAACUCAUUUCCUGUCACUUUGGAAUAUAUACCAACUUAUGCAUUUUUCAUUAAAGUCAAGUGUUUUAUUAUUUAGUCCUACAUUUUAUGAUAGAAUUUCAUGUAAAAUGUUUCUCACACUUAAAUGAAUUUUUUCACCUAAUUUUAUGAUUAAUAAUUUUUAUAUUUGAUGAA